Molecule: messenger RNA, 2075 nt
Organism: Solea solea (common sole)
Lineage: Eukaryota; Metazoa; Chordata; Actinopteri; Pleuronectiformes; Soleidae
Gene: pex13
Product: peroxisomal biogenesis factor 13
Exons: 4
Coding region: 113-1354 (413 amino acids)
Biological process (GO): protein import into peroxisome matrix, docking
Cellular component (GO): peroxisomal membrane; peroxisomal importomer complex; peroxisome
Molecular function (GO): protein binding
Source: RefSeq, a predicted model, not a curated record
UAGAAGAAGAAGACGACGAAGAAGAAGCAGGAGCAGAGAGGGACGAGCAUCGAGCCACGGGUUCCGUGACACUUCCACCGUCCGUGGACUCAUAUUUCACACAUUUUUCGGGAUGGCCUCACAGCCUCCGCCAAAACCGUGGGAACGACGUAUUCCGGGAGCGAUGAGCGCGCCUGUAAAUUACAGGUCUGCAGAAUUUGCACCAGCUCCAGGUCUCUCCACACCUGCUGGCACUCCUGUCCUGACCCGGAUGGUGCCCCCUGUCCCACCACGUCCUGUCCAGCAGUCGUAUCGUCCAUCCUAUGGCUCCUUCAACUCGUCCUACAGCCCCUAUGGGAGCUCAAUGUUAGGAGGCUACAGCCCUUACAGCUACGGCGGCAGCUAUGGUGGUGGCUAUGGCGGUGGCGGCUACGGCCUGGGAGGUUACGGCCGCUUGCCCCACACAGAAGAGGUCCCCCCCAGCAGGUUUGUGCAGCAGGCUGAAGAGGGCAGCCGCGGCGCCUUCCAGUCCAUCGAGAGCAUCGUGCAGGCCUUCGGCUCGGUCAGUAUGAUGCUGGACGCCACCUUCUCCGCCGUAUACAACAGUUUCCGCGCCGUGCUGGACGUCGCCAACCACCUGACGCGGCUGCGCGCUCACCUCACCCGCGUCCUGUCAGCCUUCGCUCUGGUUCGCACGCUGCGCUACCUUUACCGGCGGAUACAGAGGCUGCUGGGGCGGAGGUCUGGCACCGAGACCGAGGACUUGUGGGCAGACAGCGCUGCCGAUGCCAUAGCUACAACGUCGUCCGCGGGGUUUGAAGCGGGGCUGGAGGAUCAGACGGUCAAAUCUUGGCCCAUCUUUCUGUUUUUUGCCGUCGUCUUGGGCGGACCCUACCUCAUCUGGAAACUGCUGAGCUCUGGCCCUCGCUCUGAAGAAAGUGCCAGUAACUGGGCCAGUGGAGAGGACGACCAUGUCGUCGCCAGAGCGGAGUACGAUUUCACGGCUGCUUCUGAGGAGGAGAUUUCUCUGAGAGCAGGAGACAUGCUCAACCUCGCUCCUAAAGAACAACAGCCCAGAGUCCGUGGCUGGCUGCUGGCCAGCGUGGACGGUCAGACCGCCGGCCUCGUCCCUGCCAACUACGUCAAGGUUCUGGGGAAGAGGAGAGGACGCAAGCACGCAGAGACAGACAGACUCUCUCAGCUCCAACAAGUGAACACACAGACGCCGCCUCAGGCUGCGCCGUCACAACAGAAUCCUCCUGCCCAGACCUCAGAGGAGCUGCUGGAGUCGGUGUACAGAGAAACUCCGGAAACAACCAGCUCCGGUGUGAGCUCCAGCACGGUCGUAAAUAUCACUGACAAAAUGGACCUGUGAGGUUUUUACAUUAUGCAACGAUGUUCAGCUCAUUCUGUCGUAAUGUUACACUUGACUAAUAAUCACCUGAUGAUAGACACUAAGGCCAAGUCCACACUGGAUGUGUGUGUGGAGACGCACGUGUUUCACUGCAGAAAAGACCCUAAAAAAAUAUAAUUUCUACAACAUUUUUAGUGUCUGUAGCAUCACAUAAGACAAACGAGUCCUGUUUCUGUUUCAAAAUAAAAAAAAAUGCUCUAGCGUAAACUCUGGUUUGUUGUUUGGUCCAAACCAGAAAAUAUUCACAUGUUAGAAGCUAAAAAAUGAGAGAUGUUCAAUUUAGUAGUAACUCAAGCAUUUGGGUUCCCUGAAUCAAUUUUCUAACAAAGCUUUUAUUGUGAAAUACUUACUUCACACUGAAGAAUCCUGACAUGUUGUUGAAUACAAAAGAGUUUUUUAAGGAAUAAUAUGUAGAGCGCCUCAACACAACAACAGUAACGUUUUCAAAAAUCUAACUCUCUUUAAAUCCAUAGAAAUCCACUUGUAUUUUGAAGACAAUUGCCUGUGAUUUUGCAUUGAUUAAGCUGCUGCUGUUGUGUUUAAAACUCGCUUUAAAAUAAACAUUUAAAUGCUCUAUUCUCAGUAAAAGGCCAGGAUUCCUCUGAGAGAAGAAUUUGCCGCUCCUGCAAAUAUUUCACAAUAAAAGUUAUGUUGGUUAAAAAAACAUUUGUUGGAACAGAAA